AUGAGAUUUCAGUGGGGCUCACUCGGCUCAGGAAAGGAUACGAUCUGGUUUCCUCUUCUUCCACUCGCUGCCCUGGUGUCUCUGUCAGCCAGAAUGUCCCAUUUUGUGCUGUUUCACUGGAUGAUGAUACAGAUCUUUAUAGCACACACGGUGUCCGACCCCGUUGUCAGAGGGACAGAGGGACAGCCUGUGACACUGCCCUGCUCCUACCGCGUGACGCGGCGCAAGGGCAUCUCCGACAUGUGCUGGGGCCGGGGCCCCUGCCCCAGUUCAAAGUGCACUAACAAAAUCCUGCACACCAGCGGCGCCGAGGUGACGUUCAGAGCAUCCCAGAGGUACAGCCUGCGCGGGUACGUUGCCUUCGGAGACGUGUCGCUGACCAUUGGGGCGGCCAGGGCGGAGGACGCGGGCGUGUACUGCUGCCGGGUGGAGAUCCCCGGCCUCUUCAACGACAUCAAACGGAACGUUCGCCUGGAGGUGGCCAGAGCACCUCCAGUGACCACAACCACCACCACCACCACCACCACCACCACCACCACCACAGAAGCUCCUAUUUUCUCCGAACAUUUUAGAGAAACAACUUCUGCUCCUCAGGCAACCUCUGAUCUCCAGCCAACACUAGAGACUACAGUCCUGCUGACAACCAGCACCCCUCCACCAGCAACCACAGCCCCCAAGUCUCCAGCAGCAACUACAGGGGAGACCUCUGCUCCCCCAACAAUUGCUGGGACAGAAAAUUAUAUUUUUCCUUUGACUGUGGUGGAAAUGAGUGCUCUCCCAGAUUUUCCAACCACUUCCCAAGCAGCUGAUGUGAUGACUGAAGAUGACAUGUUCUGCUCCACGCUCCCUGGAAGCGCAGAGGAGGUUUCAGCAAAUUCAGAUGGCAGUGCUGGGAAAUAUGAAGAUAGAGGAGAUAAGUUUCCCAGCUCUGCCAUUCUCAUUGCCUGUGUCCUAGUGGGGUCCAUCCUUUUCUUACUGAUGGUCUCGUUGGUUUGGAAACGUAAACAGACAAAGAAGUUUAUAGUAAAAAGUGUUGGACCACCAGAAGAGAAUGACAAAGUUUUCAGUGGUGCUGAAGGAGAAAACAACAUUUUUUCCCUGUGAAGAGCUCCUACAUUACCUGCAGAUGCCAUGGGAAAUAAAAAGGGCCUGUUCCAAGCUGCACUGAGAGACAAUUGUGAGCCCUCAAAAUAUCAGCGGGUACAAAACAAAGGCCAAAGCUUCAACUAUGAAAAUUUAAAAUCUUUGUGCAAAUUUUCCCAUAAAACUCACUGCAUAAAAAAGCUUAUUUGAGAAGGGGCUUUAUGCAUUAUUCAUGGAUACUUCUGGCAUCUGCCUUCUUACUAGCACCGUGUUGCACAAUUGAAUUUGUUUUUCUCCAUUUUUACUAAUGCUCUUCCUUGAAUACAACUUGUACUCCGAGGAACAGAAGAGAUCACAUGGAAGGCUGCCUAUCUUCAAAUUGCCAUAAAGAAAAGGAAUCAUAAAAUACAGAUUUUAAUGCUUUUAUGUAAUCAACAGAAAAAUUAAGCAACAAGAAUGCUGUGAGUUUAAAUCAAAAAUGCAGAUUACUUAAGGGUUAUCACUACAGCCUGUGAUUCAGCAUGUUUGAAUAACCCUUGGAGAAUAUGUUAAUAAA
Molecule: messenger RNA, 1639 nt
Organism: Onychostruthus taczanowskii (white-rumped snowfinch)
Lineage: Eukaryota; Metazoa; Chordata; Aves; Passeriformes; Passeridae
Product: T-cell immunoglobulin and mucin domain-containing protein 4-like
Source: RefSeq, a predicted model, not a curated record